GCUUGGUACGAUCGAUCAGUUGAGUGUUGACCGCGGAUCCAAGCGGACGACGACUCUCCAGCUUUUCGCGAUUGUUAUCUCGUUGGCCACCAUUACGCGUCGCGUCCCCGGUCAGCCUGGCUAUUAUUUUUUUUGCGCGGUGUUCUAUUUUCCAGUCCGAUUCGGCUUUUGGGUAAUCGAUCGAGCCGAAAGUCAUCAUCAUCAUCAUCCCGUCGGUCGUUCCGUCUUGUCCAGCCUUCUGUAAUUACGAGAGUGAAGUGCGCGUGUGUGGUGCCAACGAUCACCAAUCGGUCGUAAUUGUGGAAAAGCGGAGCAGUUCAUUGAAGAAAGCCAACAAAAAGUGCGAUUGUGUCUGAGCCGUGAUAUACACGUACCGAUUUGCAUGCGUUUGGCGGUCAGUGGCUUUGUGGUGCGUCGUAAAAAGCAGAUCAGUGUCACUGCUCUUUCCGUUCGUCUCGCGGUGGAAGCUGGUUGUCGAGAUAAUCAGUUGACGCCGUCUGGAACUCGUGAAAUUUAAUUUUAAAAAAACAUCGAUUCAGAGUGCUAAGAUAUAGUGCUAAGGGUUAUUCAGCUGAGUGUAUUCGUUUGGAAGCUGUUCUCACCUGCUGUUGUGAUCUUUGAAGAGCAGUUUUGUGCUUGAAGAGGUUGCCAAGUGCUAAGUCAUGUGGAGUGGUUGACCCUUACCAGUCCCAGUCUAGUGAUAAUUAUUGAUGGAUUGCCAAUCAUUCGCAGAGGAUUGGAGUCGACUGGAGCAUCUGUAGAAACUAUUUAAAAAAAAACAAUUUCGUCGAGACGAACAAAAACCGACCAAUUAUGAGCAAGCUCGAAAUGGUUUAGGCGAAGGACGAAUCCAUCGAACGCAACGGUGCCGCUCAACUGGAACAAGCUGCGUAUACGGAAAUAACAAACUCGUAACCGACGCGCUGGUCUGGUGGCAGCUUCGCGGGUCCAUCACUCACAAAGCGCACGUAAUCCGUUCCACUCCUCAUGCUGCCAGAAGCAGCCAGUGCAAAAUGAGUCAGUAUUACUUUCCGAUCGUUCUGGUAUUUCUUCUGGAGCUACUACGAAUUACUCAGUCACAUCCAUUCCUCUUCAGCGCCUCAGGCCCCAAUCAACGACGACCGCAGGUGGAAUGGCAGCAACCGGAAGACACUUGGAACAUACAAUCGAUACCGCGAAGCGUUCAGCCGCUGCUGCAAAAUCAGCACAAUGACCACCAAUUACCCCCAACGAGCUAUCAUGUAAUUGAUUCCGACAAUCACGACGAGAAGCUCCUCAAGCAGUUGAUUCAGAUCAAGGAAAAUGCCACCGCCCGAACACUGUUCUAUCACAACAAAGAAGAAUCCCAUCUGCCGCCACUGCUCACGAAGACCAUCAAGUACUUCAACCUGCAGCAAGUGGCUUUUGAACUGGAAACUAGCGUGAUGUCACAAGUGUCUUGCACGGCUUGCAAAGCGGGAGCUGGUCUGCUUCAGCAUUACAUCAAAACCGGUAAAAGCAAAGAGGAGAUCAUCAAGACGAUCUAUCAGUACUGCGUGAACUUGAAGAUUCAAUCGCCGCGCGUGUGUGAAGGUGUCAGUCAGCUCUUCGGUGUAGAGGUUAUCUAUGUACUGAAACGGGUUACAAUCGGGCCGGAUGAGAUUUGCAGUUUCAUCAUCGGGGAUCCCUGUGGUGACAUCUACAACCCGUACCACGAGUGGGAGGUGGAUUUUCCCCCCGUUCAGAAGCCAGAGGUGCGAGAGCUGGCGCUUCCGAAGGAGGCUGCUCCUGUAUUUAAGGUGCUUCAUCUGUCCGAUACUCACUACGACCCGUAUUACGCGGAAGGUUCGAAUGCCGACUGCAAUGAACCCUUGUGCUGUCGUUUAACUAACGGUAGACCUACAACCCCGAACGGAGCAGCUGGCAAGUGGGGAGACUAUCGAAAGUGUGACACGCCACAGCGGACGGUUGAUCACAUGUUGAACCAUAUUGCCGAGACGCAUUCGGAUAUUGAUUUUAUCAUCUGGACCGGAGAUCUUCCCCCACACGACGUGUGGAAUCAAACGAAGGAAGAAAAUCUUAAGGUUCUCAAGGAAACCGUAAAACAGAUGUCGGAGAAAUUCCCCGGAAUACCUAUCUUCCCGGCACUGGGUAACCAUGAGAGUGCUCCCGUGAAUAGUUUUCCUCCGCCCUACGUGCAGCAGGUGGACAGUUCGAUUUCUUGGUUGUACGACGAAUUGGACAUACAGUGGCGUCGUUGGCUUCCGGCAAGUGUAUCGCACACCGUUCGGCGUGGUGCAUUCUACUCGGUACUAGUCAGACCCGGCUAUCGAAUCAUCUCGAUGAAUAUGAACUACUGCAACAACAAAAACUGGUGGCUACUGCUGAACUCGACCGACCCGGCCACGGAACUGCAGUGGUUUAUCUACGAGCUACAGAGUGCCGAGUUUGCUAAUGAAAAGGUGCACGUUAUCGGUCACAUCCCUCCCGGACAUUCCGACUGCCUGAAGGUUUGGAGUAGAAACUACUACAAAAUUGUGUCCCGCUACGAGAGCACUAUCGUGGCGCAAUUUUUCGGCCAUACUCAUUUCGAUGAGUUUGAGGUGUUCUACGAUCCGCACGACUUGAGUAGAGCGACCAGCAUCGCUUAUAUCGGUCCUUCGGUGACUCCGUACAAUGAUCUUAAUCCAGGCUAUAGAAUCUAUUACAUUGAUGGUGAUCAUGACGAUACCACUAGGUUGGUAGUUGAUCAUGAAUCGUGGAUAAUGAAUCUGAAGGAAGCCAACCUCUAUGAUUAUCCGAUCUGGUACAAACUGUACUCAACUCGAGCGGCUUACGCUAUGCGAGGUCUCCGACCGGUCGAUUGGGACGUGCUGAUCAACAACAUGACUGAUAGCAAGGAGCUGUUUGAUCUAUACUACAAACACUACUGGAAGAACUCCCCGGUCCGGCCGGAAUGCGACUACGAGUGCCGCAAACGGAUACUGUGCGACGCCAAGAGUGGGCGAAGCCACGACCGGAAGUACUUCUGCGAGGACGUCGAGGCCAAGAUCGACGAAAACAACAAAGGCUGGAAGGAGUGGAUCUUCAGCUCGAUCACUUCUUCGUUAUCAUACGCACUAUCGGGUAUAACGCGGAUUUUCUGGCGCAAGCGAUGACACGUUGACGGGCUUCCCACCCGUUGAAUAGCACGCUACCACCCACGUACCACAAGCAGCAGCAGCAGCCGCAGCAUACAAGGAAGCCAGCAUUACCUCCUAAUUGAUAUUAGAAACCACAAAAAAAAUCUUGGACAAAAGAUAACUCAUCAGCAAGCAAUAGUUUCCGAGAAGACUUUGAGACUCGCGCAGACAGAACUCGCCACUUGCAGUCUCAGUCUACAUUUAGGAGUAAAAAAAAGAAAAUUUCCGAAGAAAAGCACUCAGAAGUGGAAUAUGACGCCAAAAUGCCAUUGAUUAUAAAAGUGUUCAUCGAUACUUGAUAGUUCAUCCAUGGGACGCUAUAAAAAAAUACACACUGAACAGAUUGUGAUAAGCGAAUUGUCGCAACUAGUAGAGAAUCAUGAGAUAAAAUAAUUGAUAUACCAAGAAACGUGAAGUCGAAGUUAGAAGAGGAAAAAACAUGUGGAGUUACAAUUACGGUUGAGCCACUACACUUUUGCACACGAGUUGCUUAAGUGUUUUAGCAGUAAACUACAAAGUCAACUGAAAACAAUGCAUCCAACCGCAAAAAAUGUAAAUAUUUAAUUUGAGUUUUACCAAAAUAAAUUAUUACUAUUGUA
Wyeomyia smithii (pitcher-plant mosquito) is the source of this 3760-nucleotide messenger RNA. RefSeq names its product sphingomyelin phosphodiesterase. Gene Ontology annotation, biological process: sphingomyelin catabolic process; ceramide biosynthetic process. The coding region runs from base 1014 to 3137 and encodes 707 amino acids. NCBI's taxonomy places the organism in Eukaryota, Metazoa, Arthropoda, Insecta, Diptera, Culicidae. Gene Ontology annotation, molecular function: acid sphingomyelin phosphodiesterase activity. The transcript is spliced from 8 exons. The record is from RefSeq and is a predicted model, not a curated record. Gene Ontology annotation, cellular component: lysosome.